CGGCUGCUUCUGGGGUGCUGCGUUUUCUUUUUCUUUUUACUUUCUUUCUUUUUUUUUUUUAUAGGCUCCGAGAUCUGCGGCGCCUUCUCGCUUCGCUUUCGGCCUUGCCUCGCGUCCUCCGCCGUUCUGGCAGGCUGCGGCCGGGCUCUUCCGUUGCCUUAAUGGGGAGUUCGCGCGGUGCCGGCCCUUCGCCGUUCCUCCCUGCCCAGGCCGGCAGCGCGAGGAGAGCGGCGGCUUCCAGCUCCCGCCUCUUCCCCUUGGUCUGUGCUGCUCCCACUUUUGGCGGCAGGGCCUAAAUGGCUUUCCUUCGCGUUUGUUUUUUAGUGCAAAGUGAAGAUGCCAUAUAUUAAGAAGACAGCUGGAAAAAAGGCCCCUGCAAAAAGGAAACUUGCUGAAGUGUUUGCCCUGGGGGAGGUUCUAACAGACACAUCAAGGAAAGAAUGGAAAUUAGGUGCUCCUAUAGGGCAAGGAGGCUUUGGACGCCUAUACCUUGCUGAUGUUAAUUCUUCAAAGUUGGUUGGCAGUGAUGCACCUUAUGUUGUGAAAGUGGAACCCAGCCAGAAUGGACCUCUUUUUACUGAGUUAAAGUUCUACAUGCGAGCUGCUAAGCCAGAUGAAAUUCAGAAGUGGACUAAGUCCCAUAAACUGAAAUAUUUAGGUGUACCAAGAUAUUGGGGUUCUGGCUUGCAUGAAAAAAGUGGAAACAGCUAUCGGUUUAUGAUAAUGGAUCGUUUUGGAAGAGAUCUUCAGAAGGUGUAUGAAGAGAAUGCAAAGCGAUUUGCUCAUAAAACUGUACUUCAAUUAGGCUUGAGAAUACUUGAUAUCCUGGAAUACAUCCAUGAGCAUGAAUAUGUGCAUGGAGACAUCAAGGCCUCAAACCUUCUUCAGAGUUGCAAGAACCCUAAUCAGGUGUAUUUAGUGGAUUAUGGGCUUGCCUACCGAUACUGUCCUGAAGGAGUUCAUAAAGCAUAUAAGGAAGAUCCUAAAAGAUGUCAUGAUGGAACUAUUGAGUAUACCAGUAUAGAUGCACACAAGGGUGUGGCACCAUCGAGACGUGGGGAUCUGGAGAUCUUAGGUUACUGUAUGCUUCAUUGGCUUAGCGGCCAUUUACCAUGGGAGGAUAAUUUGAAAGAUCCAAAUUUUGUCAGAGACUCAAAGAUCAGAUGUAGAGAGAAUGUUUCAGAGUUGAUGGACAAAUGCUUUCCUGGGAAGAAUAAACCAGAUGAAAUAAGGAAAUAUAUGGAAAAGGUGAAGCAACUGAGCUAUGAAGAGAAACCUGUGUAUCCACAUUUCCGAGAAAUACUUCUGCAAGGACUCAAGUCCAUUGGACAAAAAGAUGAUGGAGUACUUGACUUUGGCUUGUCAGAAAACGGAGACGUACAAACGAACCCUGUACAAAAGAAAAAGAGAAAGGCAGCAGCUGCAGCCAAUGAGAGCAGUGAAGCAGAAAUGGAAGAUGCAGGAAGUCCAGAAAAAAAGAAGCCUGCUUCUUCCAAAGCAGUAGCUACCAGAACACGAAAAACGACAUCACCAAAAACCAAGAAAAGCGCAGCAACCAGGAAGAGAGUUCAGAAGUAAAUAAUGAACGCAGCAACAACUUAAGUUGCUCUUCAGCUCAUCUCUUUUUUUUUUUUUUUUUUUUCAGUUACUGUAGCACUGGAAUUUAUUUCAUUCCCUUUUUUACAUAAUAAUUCCUGUAAAAAAAAAAAAACAAACAAAAAACAAAAACCUUGGACUGCUGCUUGUACUUGUUUUUUGAAGAAUAAAUGUUUUAGUAAAAUAUUUGCAUAAGAUAUGUCUGCUGUAGUACCAAUGAAAAGUUUUGCCAACUUUGAAAUGAGGGUGCAUUUUUAUUUUUUAAGAGGAAUUUGUGCAUAUAAAUGCAAACUAAAAGAGUGGGGUUUUUUUUCUACUUUAUAAUAUAGUUUUGUUCUGGUUCUUUUUAAGGAGCAAUAGUGUGGCAUUUGAUUUCUUUUAAUUUUGAGUAAAUUUGAAAGAACUUAAAUGUACACAGAGAUGAUUGAAGUCAGGAGUCUGAAAUAAUAGACGUUUUAAAUAUUUCUCAAGUAUUUUAAUUGAGAUAACAACAUAGUAAAAUACACCUUUCUAUUCCAGUUUAUUAUAAAAUGUGUUUAAACAGUUCUUUUUAGGAUAGGUACUGAAUUUGAGUGUGAGCUCCUUUUUUUUUUAAUAGUUGUUGUUUCUGUAUCAUUUUCUCACUCUUCAGAGUUCUUCUGGAAUAAAGAAACCAGAAUUUCAGAUAUAAUACCCAGAGCUUAAAAAAAAAAGGGGGGGGAGGGAGGGGAAGAACUAGCAAUCGUCAACUCAUCUCUCAGGGUUUUGUUUUAUAUCAGUGAAGAGCCUGGAGAAGUUAAUAAAUGUGAAUUAUAACUUUUUAAGGUAUCUAAUUCCAGUGAAAGCUUGACUCACGUGCACUUCUCAUAACAAAAUAAUGGUUUUCCUUUUUUAAUAGCUAAGAAACAUAUAAACUUCCAAAAUCUCCUUAAAAGCACUUCUUUUCUUUGGUGUUUUAAGUUUAAAAAAACGAACAAACAAAAAACCCCAGUAUUUAACUUCAGUGUGAAAUACCUCUACUUUUGGUUUACAUACCACAGAAGUGCAUAUAACUAGGGCAUGAACAUAUUUCUUAUUAGAGAGAGUGCGCUGUGAAGUUUGAUAAACCAAAAGGAAUCCGUUUGAGCCGAUGGGUAGUGUUUUUGUGUGGAUGUCCAGUGUACUGCUUGCUUGAUAGUAUAAUGUUUGAGUAGCUGCACACUGAAAAAAUGCUCUAGCAUAAAAUGCUGAAUGAACGAUGAGGUAAUGUUUUGAAAACAAGGGGAUUUUUUGUUUUCAAAUAAAACUGGAAACUCAUAUUUAAAAGGUCUAGUGCCUUGUCGUUUUUAUUUAGACUGCUAUAUGGGCACAUUUUCCUAGGUAUUAUCAAAGUGUGGCUGAAGUCUCUUAAGUGUAGCAUUCUAUUUCAGAAACAGAAAUAAGAUUGCUGAAGUCCCACAUGUGAAUCUCCUCAAAUCAAGCUAUUAUUUUAAUGAACUCAUUUAAUAUUUUUUUUCAAAAAGCAUUAAGCUGUUCUGGAUAACUAUUGUCAAGAAAGCAUAUUUUAUUCUCUUUCUUAUCUCACAUACAUCA
This is a messenger RNA of Phasianus colchicus (ring-necked pheasant), 3147 nucleotides long. The record is from RefSeq and is a predicted model, not a curated record. Lineage: Eukaryota; Metazoa; Chordata; Aves; Galliformes; Phasianidae.